Messenger RNA from Globicephala melas (long-finned pilot whale), 4457 nucleotides. RefSeq names its product X-prolyl aminopeptidase 3 (gene XPNPEP3). Gene Ontology annotation, cellular component: mitochondrion. Gene Ontology annotation, biological process: proteolysis. Gene Ontology annotation, molecular function: metalloaminopeptidase activity; manganese ion binding. NCBI's taxonomy places the organism in Eukaryota, Metazoa, Chordata, Mammalia, Artiodactyla, Delphinidae. The record is from RefSeq and is a predicted model, not a curated record.
AUUCCUAUUCCUCUACAGCCGCGCUGUGCACUGGCUAGAAUCUUCUAGAAGUGUGGCUGUUCGUGCUGGUGCCUGCCUCUCCAUGCACGGAUUCUUAUCUUCACUCAGAACAGUGCUCUAGAUGGAUCAACCUCCUAUCCGGUGCUUUCAAGGAGGCGGGAGCUGUCAGCCCCUGCGGGGACUCAUUUAGAAUAGAAUAUUCUGUGAUUGUGGCCGUUAAAUGGAACAUGACGUCAUGACGCCAGGGUGGCCCUCCGGCCGGAGCGGCGGUCACAGCGCCGGGCGUGACGUCAACAUACUGCGCCCCUGUGGGAGGAAAGCCCGUCGAGCAGCGCCGGCCGGAAGGGGAGGGACGCCUGGCCUGGUUUCUGGGCGACUCAACCCUGCCGGCGGCGGCAUCAUCGUCAGUUUUCCGUGUUUCCUUCCUGAAGUGCAAGCGUGGCGGUUAUGCCUUGGAUACUCUCGGCAACUAAGCUUGUUCCCGCGGUAGCAAGCGCCCGCAGCCUCUCAGGAUGCAUGUCAUGUUCACAGCGAAGGUACUCCCUGCAGCCCAUCCCAGAGAGGAGGAUUCCAAACCGAUACUUAGGCCAGCCCAGCCCCUUUACACACCCACACCUCCUCAGACCAGGGGAGGUGACGCCAGGACUAUCCCAGGUGGAAUAUGCACUUCGCAGACACAAACUAAUAUCUCUGAUCCACAAGGAAGCACAAGGGCAGAGUGGUACAGACCACACAGUGGUACUGCUGUCCAACCCUACAUACUAUAUGAGCAAUGAUAUCCCCUAUACGUUCCACCAAGACAACAAUUUCCUGUACCUGUGUGGAUUCCAAGAGCCUGAUAGCAUUCUGGUCCUUCAAAGCCUCCCCGGCAAGCAGUUACCAGCACACAAGGCCAUACUUUUUGUGCCUCAGAGAGAUCCCAGUCGAGAACUUUGGGAUGGCCCCCGAUCUGGUACUGAUGGAGCAAUAGCUCUAACUGGAGUGGAUGAAGCCUAUACGCUGGAAGAAUUUCAACAUCUUGUACCAAAACUGAAAGCCGAGACACAUACACUGUGGUAUGACUGGAUGAGGCCCCCUCACAUUCAGCUCCACUGUGACUACAUGCAGCAGUUGACAGAGGUCAAAGCCAGGAGCAAGAACAAGGUUCGGGCUGUGCAGCGGCUGGUACAGCAUCUCAGGCUGAUCAAAUCUCCUGCAGAAAUUGAACGAAUGCAGAUUGCUGGGAAACUGACAUCACAGGCUUUCAUAGAGACCAUGUUUGCCAGUAAAGCUCCUGUAGAGGAAGGCUUUCUUUAUGCUAAGUUUGAAUUUGAAUGCCGGGCCCGUGGUGCAGACAUCUUAGCCUACCCACCUGUGGUUGCUGGAGGUAAUCGGUCAAACACUCUGCACUAUGUGAAGAACAAUCAACGCAUCAAGGAUGGGGAAAUGGUGCUGCUGGAUGGAGGUUGUGAGUCUUCUUGCUAUGUGAGUGACAUCACUCGUACCUGGCCUGUCAAUGGCAGGUUCACGGCACCUCAGGCAGAACUCUAUGAAGCUGUUCUAGAAGUCCAGAAAGAUUGUCUGACCCUCUGCUCCCCUGGAACAAGCUUGGAUAACAUCUACAGCAUGAUGCUAACACUGAUAGGACAGAAGCUUAAAGAGUUGGGGAUCGUGAAGAACAUUAAGGAAAAUAAUGCCUUCAAGGCUGCUCGAAAAUACUGCCCGCAUCAUGUUGGCCAUUACCUGGGGAUGGAUGUCCACGACACUCCAGACAUGCCCCGCUCCCUCCCUCUGCAGCCUGGUAUGGUAAUCACAGUGGAGCCAGGUAUUUAUAUUCCGGAGGAUGACAAAGACGCCCCUGAGAGGUUCCGUGGUCUUGGUGUACGAAUUGAGGAUGAUGUAGUGGUAACAGAGGACUCACCUCUCAUCCUUUCUGCAGAUUGUCCCAAAGAGAUGAAUGACAUCGAACAGAUAUGCAAUAGGGCCUCUUGACCCUCAGUGUGGCCCACAUGCAUCUUAGGUUCAGAAGGAGUGGACGUUGGCCUCUGUGCACGUGUGCUUUCUGGGGGUCUCUGUGUGGACAUUUAUACACGUGUUCCACUGGGGAGUGCAGCAGGUAUAUGAGUGUAUGUAGUUGUGUAUGUGGUCUUUUCUUGUUUUAUGUAGCUAGAAAUCUGGGAAAUUGAGUUUUUGGAUUGUAUGUUACUGCAACUUUAGUAACAUUAAUUCUGUAGAAUUAAUGACUCAGACAAGUUUAGUUUUCAGAUGUAAAGAAAGAUCUUGGUUACAUACCUCCACGCAUCCCAGUUAGCACAUGGAGAAAAUUUUCUGCUUCUCUCCAGGUCCUUCCCCUCUGCACUUUUCCUGAGAUCUACCUAAUAUCAUAAGAUUUUUGUGUAAUGCUUAUAUAUUUUGAGCCAAUCACCAAGGUCUUUCCCUACACUGAAAACCACCCAUCAGUGAUUGUGGGUGGCCAGUACAUACCUUCCAUAACACCUGCCUACCUAUCCAGGAGCCCAUGUAUCUACCGGAGCCAUGUGAGCCCUCAGGGCACUGGUGUCCUACAGUCACACCAUUCAGCCACAGUCCAGAUUCCAGCAACACUAGCUAUCGAACAAAACAUUUUUGAGCCUUUCUUGCUAUUUGGUUACCUGGGACCUGGAAGGUGUUUAGAUUCUUCAUAAGGAAGGAAAUGAAAGAGAAAGAAAAGUAUGUGUGUCUGCUGUAGAUCCAGACCGCCAUCCGUCUGUUCUCAGUCUAAAGUUGAUUCCUUUCCCAGACAUCCAUGCUUUCUUUAUAGAUUCUUAAUGCAUUGACCCUCAGCACACCCUUGAAGCUGCUUCCCUGGCCAAGGGCAGAUCCUCUACUUACCCUAUUAAAGUCAGAGGAAUGGCACCCAGUAUUCAGAGAGACACCCCAGUUAUUAUUCUGUGAUUUCCUCUAGUGCCAAUAAAAACAAAAUAUGCAACCCGCUCAGUACCUGUAAACACCCUGUGAUCCUUUCCUUCCUUGGACGUUAGCACUGGAAGGACAAUGGUAAAGACUCAUGUUUCCCUCAACACAGUGUUGGAUGCAAUUAUAUAAUACUCAGUUUGUGAAGUGAACAGGGCUAGACUGCUGCAGAUAGGUUAUUUGGGAGCUCCUAUCAUAGGGGAAAGCUUUAAGAACUAGUGUGUUCACCUCCUUUAAACCUGCAUAUGAGCUCAAGAUGUAUAAAACAUGCUGAUUAUUAGAACAUAAAUUCGAAAAAUUUUAAGAAAAUAUUUGCAUUAGGGAAGAACAGGCUAGGAGAUUAACACUCCUUGCAGUGCUAGAGGUUUGCCCAUCUUGUCAGAAAAACCCAAGGUACAGAGCCCAGAGCAGACAGGCAGUGACUUCAUCAGGAGACAAAGAUAAUGUUAGCGACCAAAGUGAUACAAAUUGUGUCCUGACAGUGCUCACCCGCAAAUGCUUGGCUGUGCUCAGCAGCUGUGGGAAUGGAUGGCUGCACAGCUGGAGUCAUCAUCCCUGCACCUGCCCUCCUCACCCCUCUCCAACUUCUCAGUCCUGUGCUUGUUACUUUCUAAGAGGGGACUAAAAAGAAACCCACAACUCUGGCUUCUCACUCCCUUGGCCUGUAUGGCCUCAACAACCUUUUUCUGGAAUUGGGUUACCUUUGUUCACUUACAAUCCUGGAAUAAGGAAUUUCCUUUUCUUCCUAUAAAUCAUUUUCUGUAGUCUUCAACUUUCUAGCUAAAAGCUUAGGCAGCUUUUAUGAAUAGCAGCCUACUUGGACAUGAAACAGACUUCUUCCAGCUGGACUCCUGGCAAGUUCUACAGGUGUUGCAAGUCACACGUAGAACGGCCGUUGUUUAAUUCUUCUGGUGAUUUAUAGUCCCUGACCCAGGCAUAUUGUCCUUUGAGUCCCCGAUUAACCACAGCAGCUAACAUUUGCAUCAGACUAUCAGAACCUUCAAGAAGUGACACAGUGUACAUCUCAGAGCAGCGGUUUAGGGACUGUCUGAUCUGUUCAGGAUUGGUUGAGCAGAUAAUUGUGCACAGUGCCGGAAUCUCAUUAAUUCUUAGCCUUACCACAGACAUGCCCCACAUUUCCCUCCUUGUUUCAGUAUAAUAAAUACUUCAUAUAUAUACACACCAAGCUCUCCUAAUGAAAACCUUAAUUUUUAAAAAAUGCUUCAAAUGUCACACUGAAAUUUUUCUCCCUGAAUUGAAGAGAUACAGCUAAAAUAUUAACAAUAAUCUAAAGGCAAGAAGUAUAUCUAGGGCUUCCCUGGUGGCGCAGUGGUUGAGAGUCCGCCUGCCGAUGCAGGGGACACAGGUUCGUGCCCCGGUCUGGGAAGAUCCCACAUGCGGCAGAGCAGCUGGGCCCGUGAGCCAUGGCUGCUGAGCCUGUGCAUCCGGAGCCUGUGCUCCACAACGGGAGAGGCCACAACAGUGAGAGGCCUGCGUACUGCAAAAAAAAAAAAAAAGUAUAUUUA